Messenger RNA from Beta vulgaris subsp. vulgaris (sugar beet), 2907 nucleotides. RefSeq names its product pentatricopeptide repeat-containing protein At5g15010, mitochondrial. NCBI's taxonomy places the organism in Eukaryota, Viridiplantae, Streptophyta, Magnoliopsida, Caryophyllales, Amaranthaceae. The record is from RefSeq and is a predicted model, not a curated record. Gene Ontology annotation, molecular function: protein binding. The coding region runs from base 207 to 2057 and encodes 616 amino acids. The transcript is spliced from 3 exons.
CAAGGAAAAAAUUCGGAAAACAAUCCAACACAUAAUUAUACUGCUCAAUACGCUUAACGGGCUGGCCUAUCUACUGCUCGUCUGUCUCCUGCUCCGGCAGCUUCAUCACUUCACCAAAACUCGUCAAUGGAAGUGGUAACUCCAUAAACCCUGCUCAAAAUUUAUUUUUUUUGUUACUUUUAUUUUCCUCUUUAGAACCCUAAAACAUGUUGAGAUUCAGAAGAGGGAUUCAUCUAUUAAACUGCUCUUAUAAGUUUCGUUUGUAUGUUCAUGUUGAUUCUGUUGUUCUAGGAAAAACCCAGGUUGCAAAUUUUAUUAUUUUGAGUCCAAUUGCUGAAAAUCUUAAACCCCUUUUUAGUUAUAGUCCUCAAAUUCCAUAUUUUUACUCUACUACCUUAGAUUGUUCGAAUUUGGGUACAAAUUUAACCAAAAUCACUAGUGCUAGUGAUGAAAUUGGAUGUGACAAUGAUGAAAUUGGAUGUGAGAAUGAUGAAAAUGGUGAGGAAGAUGAUGAAGUUGAAACUGGGCAAGUGGGUUUUAUAGAUGAGAAACUUAACCAUGAUUUAGGGGUCAUUUUGGAGAUCUUGAGGGGAACAGGUUGCAAGAACAACCCAUCUGAGAGCGAUAAUGCGGCCGAUAAGCCGAGUGUGAUUAAUGGUGCUGAAGUGACUAACAAGCUCAACCAAUGUGGGAUUUUUCUUACUUCAGAGCUUGUGGUGGAGGUCCUUUCUAAAACUAGGAAUGAUUGGGAGGUAGCAUUCAUGUUUUUUCUGUGGGCCGGUAAGCAGCCGGAGUAUAAACGUUCCGUGAGAGAAUACCAUUCAAUGAUAUCGAUUUUGGCUAAGAGGAGGAAAUUUGAUACUGCCUGGUCUUUGAUUGAUGAGAUGAGAAAAGAUGGUAUUAUGAACCCUAAGACUCUCUUGAUUAUGAUUAGAAGGUAUUCUGCAACUCGUGAUGUCGUGAAUGCUAUUAAUACGUUCCAUACUUUGAAAAGGUUUAACUUUUGUGUCGGGGUGGAGGAAUUUCAGAAGCUUCUUUCUGCUCUUACUCGAUAUAAGAAUGUACAGGAAGCUGAGCACUUACUCUUCAGUAACAAAAACAUAUAUCAAUUCAAUACCAAGAGCUUUAACAUCAUCCUGAAUGGUUGGUGUAAUAUCGUAGGUAGUCCACGUGAAGCUAAUAGAUUCUGGAGGUUGAUGAUUGAUCUAGGAGUGGAACGCGAUGUCAUUUCUUUUUCAAGUAUUAUAUCAUGCUACUCAAAGUUGAGCAGGCUGAAGGAGGUGCUCAAAUUGUUUGAUCAGAUGAAGGAAAUGCGGAUUGAGCCUGAUAGGAAAGCUUAUAAUGCUAUUUUGCACGCUCUUGCAAAGGAAGGUCGUGCAAAGGAGGCUUUGAAUAUUCUUCAAACCAUGGAAGAUGAGGGCAUUGCUCCAAAUGCUGUCACUUAUAAUUCAUUGAUAAAGCCAUUAUGUGAGGCCCGGAGAAGGGAUGAAGCGCAGAAAGUGUUUGAUGCGAUGCUCAGCCGUGGAUUACAGCCCACUAUUAGAACUUUCCAUGCGUUCUUGCGUAUUCAAAGGACAGGAGAAGAGAUCUUCAUGCUGUUAGAUAAAAUGAAGGAGUUGGGUUGUCAACCAAAUAAAGACACUUAUCUAUUACUAAUUAGGAAAUUUUGCAGAUGGCGUCAGCUAGACAAAGUGUUUUAUCUGUGGGAUCAGAUGAAACAGAAUGGGUUGAAUGAUGAUACAAGCUCAUAUAUAGCUUUGAUCCAUGGAUUGUUUUUGAAUGGCGAGCUGGAAGAAGCACACAAGAUUUAUAUAGAGAUGAAGGGGAAAAAGUUGCUUGCAGAUGUAAAAACAGAUGAAUUGAUCCAGACCUGGUUGUCUAAUAAGCAAAUGGCAAGUUCACCUGUGACGGGUUCAGAACCAAGCUUGGUUGAUAGUGUUCAUGUUUAUAGCAAAACCAAACCCCCUAGUAAACAGCUUGAUCGAGCAAGGGAUGCUACAAAGCAACCCGAAUACAGAAAAGUUGUAAAAGAUCGGGGUUUCUCUUUUUGGGAGUGACCAGCUUUUAUGCCUUAGAUGGCUAAUACUCGCCAGCAGCAUAUAAAAAUCGUUAUGCUACUCAGCGAGCUUGAUUGUGGUGCCCCAUGCAGGACUGUAGUCACUUGGACGCCUUUUGGAGCUUCAUAGGUUUCCUUGUUGGAGUUGAUUUUGACAGAAGAGGCAGUACUAACAUGUUUAGAAUUAAGCAAGGAAGGUUACCACUUGUCAUUUCUGGAAUGACAUGUUAUCACUUAUCAUAGCCAGGGGAUUCAGUCCUUGAAAUUCAAAUUCAAUUGACUCAAGUUCUUAUUCAUUCACAAGUGAUUUCGCAUGGAAAUAAUGCUGGGAAGCUUCAAGGCGCUAGAAUAUGUGCCUGUAAUGGUUUGAUGGUGCAAAUAAAGAAGGUAAUGGAGCUUCUGUUUUUCCUACUGUUGUGCGGGAGACUGCGACUUUUUUUGAUAGGAAGGAAAAGGAUGAAGAUUAAAGGUGUAGAGAAGGAGUUUAUAUUGCCAAUCUAAACAAGUAAGAAGAUGGUGGGCUUAUCAAGAUGACAAGAAAACAGACACACAAGAAGAACAGUAAGGUCAAUGACAUGAAGGAUGACAAACAACCUGGAAGAUUAUCUAUGGACAAACUGGAGUAACAAAGAGAACUAGAGAAUUGAAAACAAGAGAGACACAAAGAAGAUUAUCUAUGGACAAACUCGACGUGUUCGUUAGCCAGAAUUUAUAUGCAUAUGAAUAGCAUGUUUUUUUGUUUAGUUGCUUUGUGAAUGGAAGGUGUGACUGGGUGAUAUAUUGAAUCUCAAGUUGAACUUAUUACAUUGGCUCGUAUCUAUAUCAUGAAGCAUCUCUCUGUUCACCCAAAA